Saccharomyces mikatae IFO 1815 is the source of this 1632-nucleotide messenger RNA. It is a transcript of the gene DAL5, whose product is annotated as allantoate permease. The transcript has a single exon. Bases 1 to 1632 code for a protein of 543 amino acids. The record is from RefSeq and is a predicted model, not a curated record. Gene Ontology annotation, molecular function: allantoate transmembrane transporter activity; dipeptide transmembrane transporter activity. Gene Ontology annotation, biological process: allantoate transport; dipeptide transport; tripeptide transport. Gene Ontology annotation, cellular component: plasma membrane. NCBI's taxonomy places the organism in Eukaryota, Fungi, Ascomycota, Saccharomycetes, Saccharomycetales, Saccharomycetaceae.
AUGUCGGCAGAUGCUAGUACAAGUUCAAAUCCUACCCUAGACGAAAAAAACUUAAACAUCACUUUAGAUGCUGAAAUUAAAAACGAAGAUAUAACUGCAGAACCAGUUCUAAGUACAGUAAUAUCACCAAAUGGUAAAGUUGUCUACAUCAGUGACAAGGUUGAUGAGGCCAUGAAAUUGGCUGAGGAAGCCAAAGAAAUUGAAGUAACCCCAGAAGAGGAUAGAAAACUGCGUUGGAAGAUCGAUUAUUGCAUGUUCCCCCUAAUGUGUAUAUUAUAUGCUGUUCAGUUUAUGGACAAGAUUUCCACCAGUUCGGCUGCAGUUAUGGGGCUAAGAACUGAUUUGAAAAUGCACGGCGAUCAAUACUCAUGGGUCACUUCUGCCUUCUAUUUCGGUUAUUUAUUUAUGAAUCUAGGCCCGGUACAAUUCGUUUUCCAGAGAACAGAUCACAUGUCCAAAAUGCUUGCGGUUUUUAUUGUCAUAUGGGGACUGCUAUUAGCUUUACACGCAGCUCCAACAGUCACAUACCCUUCAUUUAUAGUUCUAAGAGUGCUUCUAGGUUGUGCCGAAAGUGUUGUCACGCCCUGCUUCACAAUUAUCACGGCUCAGUAUUGGAAAACAGAAGAACAAUUUACAAGAGUGUCAAUUUGGUUCGGUAUGAAUGGUCUUGGCUCCGUGCUAAUCAAUGCAAUCGCUUAUGGUGUAUACAUUCACCAAGACUCUUACGCUAUUGAAGGUUGGAAGACCUUAUUUGUCAUUACUGGUGUAAUAACAAUUUUCGUUGGUAUUUUGAUAUUCUUAUGGAUCCCGGAUGAUCCAUCAAGGGCAAGAUUCUUAUCUAAAAGAGAGAAAUUAAUGGUUGUUCAAAGAAUUAGAUCCAACCAACAAGGGUUCGGUAAUCACGAAAUUAAAAAGUAUCAAAUUAUAGAGGCUUUGAAAGACGUCAGAACGUGGUUGUACUUUCUCUUUACUGUCAGUUCUAAUAUUCCUAAUGGUGGUAUUUCUAGUUUCAUGAGUAUUCUGCUGAAGGACGAUUUUGGAUAUUCAACCAAGGAUACUUUCUUGAUGGGUCUACCUACUGGUGCUGUUGAACUGGUUGGUUGUCCACUAUUUGGUAUUCUGGCAGUUUACGCAGCUAAUAAGAAGAUACCAUUUUGGAAGUAUAAGUUGGGCUGGGCCAUUUUUGCAGCUGUAUUAGCAUUGAUUGCUAGUUGUAUGUUAGGAUUUGCAACUAACUCUAAAAAAGCAAGACUGGCGGGUGCCUAUCUAUGGUAUAUAUCUCCCGUUUCAUUUAUUUGUGUGCUUUCCAAUAUCAGUGCGAAUUCCUCGGGAUAUAGUAAAAAGUGGACAGUAUCUUCAAUAAAUCUAGCAGCAUAUGCAGCUGCUAACUUGGCAGGUCCACAAACUUUUAUUGCUAAACAGGCUCCUCAAUAUCAUGGUGCUAAGGUCGCCAUGGUCGUAUGUUAUGCUGUCAUGAUUGUACUUUUAUCUGCAUUACUUGUUAUUAAUUUAAGGGAAAAUAAGAGGCGUGAUAAGAUAGCUUCCGAGAGAGGCUUCCCUGAAGAAACAGAAAAUUUAGAAUUUUCUGAUUUAACGGAUUUUGAAAAUCCAAAUUUUAGAUAUACUCUGUGA